UAGAAAUUGCAGCGGAAUGACUCUCUCUGAUAAGGUAUGCAUCUAUCUUCUAAUUCGCUUCUAAUAUACCAUGUGUUGUAUGGAAGUGUUAACUCUUCAUUUCCUUUUUUAGGAAAGAGAUGCACACCGCAUGUACAUUGAACUGGAUGAGAAAAAGAAGCCAUUUACAUUAAUGCAUUGCUACAUAGAGUUUGAGAAGUAUCCAAAGUGGCAGACAUGUCCGCUUCCUCAGAAGAAACAAAAGAAGACCUCGGAUGCAAGUCCGGGUACAACCUCCAACGAUGAAGACUUCGGCACAUGCACUGAUGCUCUUGAAGAAGAGCUAAGACCUCCUGGUACGAAGCAUGACAAGAAUGAACGUUUGAGGAAAGGUAAAACUUCUGAAUCCAAUGAUAGUGGUUGCAAGUUAUCAUUACAAAGUAUGUGGGCACAGAAGAUAGAGAAGGAUGAUAUCAAAGAGGCCACAAAAAUUGCUCGCUACGCGAGAGCUUUUGAAUUGCAAGAGAAGCAGAUUGCAUUGCAAGAGAAGGAGGAUGCACGGAAACAGUUUGAAUUAGAUGAGAAAAUCAUGCUCAUGGACACAUCUCAUAUGAGUGAUGCACAGAAGCAAUUCUACAAGAAUAAACAAGAUGAGAUCAUUACUCGCUGCCAGAACACAUCUGGUUGAC
This is a messenger RNA of Triticum urartu, 668 nucleotides long. NCBI's taxonomy places the organism in Eukaryota, Viridiplantae, Streptophyta, Magnoliopsida, Poales, Poaceae. The record is from RefSeq and is a predicted model, not a curated record.